CAAAAACACACACACAAACACACGGGUGCGUGUGUAUCGGGGCAGUUGGCGCAAAUGUCAUGUUGCGGUGUUAAGAUAAGGCUUGCAAUUCAAAGCACUGUCUUUUACUCACCGCCGUUCAGUUGAGUUUUAAUUUCUUUUUCUUUUGCAAUUUUAUUUUAUUUUUUAUCUUUUUUGUCGCUUUGUUUAACAAAUCUACGCGGGGAAGGUGGUAUCUGUAUCCAUUAUUUAUGGGUCAUAUUUAUUGACCAUUUCCUUUCGCCAAUCACCACGCUCCAUUGUUAAAGCUUCUGCCUUUAUCUUAAUUUUUCGUUUCAAUAUUUAAUGAGGGGUUUUUCUCGUCUUCCUAAAAUUAAGUGAAUAUCAAUCCACCGUUUGUCACAAGCAUACAAACAUCUUCUUCACCUCUAUCCCUUUCCUUCACGUUAUACCAUAUAUUUAGUUUACAGGAAAGAAAUAGGUUGAAAACGAUUGAGAUUGAAAUAAUAGUAAGUUUAUUAUAUGGAAUUGGGAAUCUUUUGUUUCUCUCGUAGUACAUCAGAAGCUAGCAGAAAGCUAGGAAAAAAUCAAAUCUUGAAAUCGUUUAAGCAUGAUGUGUGGAUUAUGAAGUCUUCAGAUUUCGAUCUGGAUGUUGUUCAUAUUUAGUAUUUAAUAUCCAGAAAGAUUUUACUUGCCAUCCAAGUGAUCAACUUUGCAAUUUUAUAUGCUCUUUAAAAGUCUCUUUACUUAAUUGUCAACUCAUUGCGCGUGAAGGGAUCAAUAUAAUAUAGGUACUACUUUUAAUGGGUUUAUAAGAAUUGGUUUCAAAUUGCGAUCAAGCUUUUGUUGGAGGUGUUUCUCGGCGACUCUUCUUAGUGGUCUUCGGAGCAGUUUUCCAAAAUGAUUCAGAACAUGCCUUUCAAGGAUUUCUUCACCGAAUACGGUGAGGCAAAUCUGUACGAAAUCGAAGAAGUCGUCGGAAAAGGGAGCUAUGGGGUCGUCGCUGCUGCUGUCGACACUCACACAGGAGAAAAAGUAGCAAUAAAGAAAAUCAAUAAUAUUUUCGAGCAUGUGUCUGAGGCCACCCGAAUUCUGAGAGAGAUCAAACUCCUUCGUUUGCUUAGGCAUCCGGAUAUUGUCGAGAUAAAGCAUAUCAUGUUGCCCCCUUGCAGAAGAGAGUUUAAGGAUAUAUAUGUCGUGUUUGAGUUGAUGGAGACUGACCUUCACCACGUGAUCAAGACAAACGAUGAUCUAACGCCCGGCCACCAUCAAUUCUUUCUGUAUCAGCUGCUUCGUGCUUUGAAAUAUAUACAUUCAGCAAAUGUUUUCCACAGGGACUUGAAGCCCAAAAACAUCCUUGCUAAUGCAGACUGCAAACUGAAGAUUUGUGAUUUUGGGCUUGCUCGUGCAUCAUUUGGUGACGCGCCAUCUGCUGUUUUUUGGACUGAUUAUGUGGCUACCCGGUGGUAUCGUGCUCCUGAACUUUGUGGUUCCUUUUUUUCCAAAUACACCCCGGCCAUCGACAUCUGGAGCAUUGGAUGCAUAUUUGCUGAAAUGAUUAUUGGUAAACCGUUAUUUCCUGGCAAAAAUGUGGUUCAUCAAUUGGAACUCAUAACUGAUAUUCUCGGUUCGCCAUCUGCUGAAGCCAUUUCAAGGAUUCGAAAUGAAAAGGCAAGGAGAUAUUUGAGUAGCAUGAGAAAGAAACCAGCCAUACCUCUCUCACAAAGGUUCCCAAAUAUCGAUCCCUUGGCUCUUCGUUUACUUGAACGUUUAAUUGCGUUUGAUCCCAAAGAUCGUCCAUCUGCCGAAGAAGCUCUAUCAGAUCCGUACUUUUAUGGGUUGGCAAAUGUAGAAGAAGAGCCAUCGACUCAGCCGAUCUCGAAAUUCGAGUUUGAGUUUGAAAGAAGAACGCUAUCAAAAGACGACGUGAGGGAAUUGAUCUAUAGGGAGAUCUUGGAGUAUCAUCCCCAGAUGCUCCAGGAGUACCUCCAAGGCGUGGACCAGAUUCACUUUAUGUAUCCAAGUGGGGUGGAUCAGUUUAAGCAACAAUUUUUCCGACUCGAGGGUCAACCUGGUAAAGCCGACAAACCUCCAUUGAGAAGACGAUAUGCCUCUUUGCCCAGAGAACGUAUAUGUGGGCUGAUAGAUGAGGAUCUCGACGAAAAUAGUGAGGCCAAUGGCCCAACAGUGGUUGCUAUUCCACGAGCACGCCUUGUUAGCCCCAAGAAGCCAUUGGAUGCCGUUGAAGGAACUGAGACGGCUAACGCUACCAUAAAAACUAAGAAAAACGGCACUAAGAAAUCGUGUUGUAGUGCACGAUGCUUGUUAAGAAGUGACAGUAUUAGUGCCUCCAAGUGUAUUGGCGUGGAAGGAUCAGACUACUGUUAGGUAUGAGAAAAUCAAUAUGAUGAGGGUGGUUCUGGAUAAGCAAAAGCUUCUUCAAUUUGUGGGCUUUUUUAAGUUUUCUUUGUGAGCUCAAACUUUUUGUACCGUUUGGAUUGCUGAAGAUUUGGGCUGUAUUCUAUUUAAAAUUUGGUUUAAGCAUAUUGGAUGAUCAAACUGGCUCGUCCAUUUAUCGACAAUAGUUUUACACCGUGGACCCUUUACCAUUAAAACUAGAAUUUCGCUUGUGUGAUUGAUUUGCUAACAAAAAACAUCCGUUCUCGUGGUUCAAAUAUAGUUAGUGUACAUUAGAAUUACGGUUGCGUAGGUCGGUUAGGCAUUUAUAUUUUUUUUUUAAUGGUUAUGCAUGUUUUUAAUUGAAAUAUGAUAUUUUAAAAUAUAGUAAUAAAAAUAUGAUAUUUUUAGAAAGUAUGAUAAACAAAA
Striga asiatica is the source of this 2805-nucleotide messenger RNA. The record is from the annotation of a GenBank genome assembly. NCBI's taxonomy places the organism in Eukaryota, Viridiplantae, Streptophyta, Magnoliopsida, Lamiales, Orobanchaceae.